Molecule: messenger RNA, 2169 nt
Organism: Thlaspi arvense
Lineage: Eukaryota; Viridiplantae; Streptophyta; Magnoliopsida; Brassicales; Brassicaceae
Source: the annotation of a GenBank genome assembly
AUGGUGUCGGGUCCGGUCGGAUUUUGUUUGAUUCUUCUGGGCACGGUUCUUGUUUUCCACACGGUUGCUGCCGGCGGUGCUACGACGGAGAAGGGAGUAACGUACGACGGACGGUCUUUGAUUAUCGAUGGACAGAGGAAACUUCUCUUCUCCGGUUCAAUUCAUUAUCCUCGCAGCACACCCGAGAUGUGGCCGUCUCUAAUAAAAAAGACAAAGGAAGGAGGCAUCGAUGUGAUCCAAACGUACGUUUUCUGGAACCUCCAUGAGCCUAAGCUUGGACAGUAUGAUUUUAGCGGAAGAAACGAUUUGGUGAAGUUUAUUAAAGAAAUUAGAUCGCAAGGUCUCUAUGUCUGUCUACGUAUUGGACCGUUCAUCGAAGCCGAGUGGAACUACGGGGGAUUGCCAUUUUGGUUACGGGAUGUACCCGGUAUGGUUUAUCGAACCGACAAUGAGCCCUUCAAGUUCCACAUGCAACAAUUCACCAGUAAAAUCGCAAAUUUGAUGAAAUCAGAGGGCUUAUAUGCUUCCCAAGGAGGUCCAAUUAUUCUUUCCCAGAUCGAGAACGAGUACGGGAACGUGGAGGCGGCUUUUCGUGAGAAAGGAGCAUCAUACGUCAAGUGGGCAGGUCAAAUGGCUGUGGGGCUUAAGACCGGCGUGCCAUGGAUCAUGUGCAAACAGCCUGACGCUCCUGAUCCGGUGAUCAACACGUGCAACGGAAUGAGAUGCGGCGAGACAUUUCCAGGACCAAACUCACCCAAUAAACCGAAAAUGUGGACUGAGGACUGGACAUCCUUCUUUCAGGUUUACGGAUCAGAGCCUUAUAUUAGAUCUGCUGAGGAUAUUGCUUUCCAUGCUGCUCUUUUCGUCGCAAAAAACGGAAGCUAUAUCAACUAUUACAUGUACCAUGGUGGAACAAACUUUGGAAGGACUUCAUCUUCAUAUUUUAUUACAGGAUACUAUGAUCAAGCUCCUCUGGACGAAUACGGUCUUUUAAGACAGCCUAAGUAUGGUCAUUUGAAGGAGCUUCAUGCUGCGAUAAAAUCAUCUGCAAAUCCUCUGCUUCAAGGGAAGCAAACGAUUCUUUCCCUGGGACCAAUGCAACAAGCUUAUGUAUUUGAAGACCCGAGCAGUGGAUGCGUCGCGUUUCUGGUAAACAACGACGCGACUAAAGUCAUUCAAAUGAAAUUUAGAAACAAUGCGUAUAGCUUGCGUCCCAAGUCAAUCGGUAUUCUUCAGAACUGCAAAACCCUAAUCUAUGAAACAGCAAAAGUUAGCGUGGCGAAGAACAUAAGAGUUACAACGCCGGUUCAAGUUUUUAACGAUCCGGACAAAUGGGAAGUAUUUAGAGAAACAAUCCCAACAUUCUCAGGAGCAUCUUUGAAGAAAAAUGUUCUGUUAGAACAUACUUACUUAACUAAGGACAAAACUGAUUAUCUCUGGUACACUUCAAGGUUUAAGCCGGAUUCACCCUGUGCGAAACCGUCUCUCUAUAUUGAAUCAUCAGGACAUGUUGUUCACGUGUUCGUCAACAAUGCACUUGCAGGAUCCGGACAUGGAAGCAGAGACAUAAGGGUAGUUAAACUCCAAGUUCCGGUUAGCUUAGUCAAUGGACAAAACAACAUUUCGAUCCUUAGCGGCAUGGUUGGUCUACCGGACUCUGGAGCUUACAUGGAGAGGAAAUCUUAUGGACUAACCAAAGUUCAAAUUAGCUGUGGUGGAACAAAAACCAUCGAUUUGAGUGGAUCUCAAUGGGGCUACUCGGUGGGCUUGCUUGGGGAAAAAGUUAAGUUACAUCAAUGGAGGAAUCUACAGAGAGUGAAGUGGAGUACCAAUAACGCUGGACUCAUCAAGAACCGCCCUCUUGCUUGGUACAAGACGACGUUUGAUGGGCCGAAAGGAGAUGGUCCGGUGGGCCUAAACAUGGGUAGUAUGGGUAAAGGAGAAAUAUGGGUGAAUGGCGAAAGCAUUGGUCGUUAUUGGGUCUCCUUUCUAACUCCUUCUGGCCAUCCUUCUCAAUCUAUAUAUCAUAUUCCAAGGGCCUUUUUGAAACAAUUUGGAAAUUUAUUGGUGGUAUUGGAAGAGGAAGGUGGUGAUCCUCUUGGGAUUUCUUUGAAUACAAUAUCGGUUGUUGGUUCAAACCAAGCUCAAUCUCAAUCUCAAUUUUCAUGA